Daldinia caldariorum is the source of this 1526-nucleotide messenger RNA. Its product is annotated as homoserine kinase. Gene Ontology annotation, molecular function: homoserine kinase activity; ATP binding. NCBI's taxonomy places the organism in Eukaryota, Fungi, Ascomycota, Sordariomycetes, Xylariales, Hypoxylaceae. Gene Ontology annotation, biological process: L-threonine metabolic process. The coding region runs from base 180 to 1244 and encodes 354 amino acids. The record is from RefSeq and is a predicted model, not a curated record. The transcript has 4 exons.
AUGGGAUAUUAACAUCGUACGAGAUAACGUUGAAUAUUUCUAAAUAGCUUACCUGCUUCCUUAGGUUACAAGGUUACGGACCUUCUUACACCAGAGGUCCGUCCAACAAUUCGUCAUCCUGGCACACCGGAAUUAUACCCAUACCCAUACGUAGAUCUCUUCUUAUAAACAGCGCGAGCAUGGAAUCCUUCACAAUCCGGACGCCGUGUUCAUCGGCCAAUAUCGGACCCGGUUUCGAUGUUAUCGGUCUAGCAUUGUCCAUUUAUCUUGAGUUGCGCGUAACCAUUGACCGCACCAAGUCUUCAUCUCAAGAGCCGCUUAACUGCCGUAUCACCUAUGAAGGUCAAGGCGAAGGUUCCGACGAUGUGCCGCUCGAUCCAUCCGCAAAUCUCAUUACCCGUGUUGCGCUAUAUGUCUUACGAUGCCAUAAUCAGCGGGCGUUCCCGGUUGAGACUCAUGUGCACAUCGUCAACCCUAUUCCAUUGGGUCGUGGUCUUGGUUCCUCAGGUGCUGCCGUCGUUGCUGGUGUAAUGCUAGGCAAAGAAGUCGGAGGCUUGCAUCAUCUCACUGAUGAUCGGCUUUUUGACUUUUGCCUCAUGAUCGAGCGCCAUCCUGACAACGUCGGUGCUGCCCUGUUUGGUGGAUUUGUAGGUACAUACCUAAAGCCGUUGACACCUGAGGAUGUCGCUCGUGUCGAGAUUCCGUUGAGUGAAGUACUCCCGGCGCCAGCAGGCGGUGUUGAUACCGGCGAGCGACCGCCGGAACCACCAUACGGUAUUGGUCACCACAUUAAAUUCCCAUGGGCCAAGGAAAUCAAGGCUGUCGCCAUCGUGCCUAAUUUCCAAGUACCUACAGCCAAGGCACGAGAGGUACUUCCAAAAGAGUACCCGCGGCAGGACGUUACAUUCAACCUCCAACGAAUAGCGUUGCUACCUGUUGCAUUAGGACAAUCGCCCCCGGAUCCUGACCUAAUCUAUCUCGCCAUGCAAGAUAAGCUACACCAGCCAUACAGGCAGACAUUGAUCCCUGGGCUAAGCGAGAUCGUUGAGUCCAUGUCGCCAAGCUCCCAGGAAGGUCUACUGGGAGUUUGCCUGUCGGGUGCCGGGCCUACGAUUCUAGCGUUGGCUACCAGCAACUUCGAACAGAUUGCCGAGAAGAUUAUAAGCAGAUUCACCAAGGAAAAUAUCGAUUGCCAAUGGCUAGUCCUGGAGCCCGCCGAGGGAACCAAAGUUAUCCGCUCGUGAGGGCCGAACUGAUCGACACGUGAACUUCUAGCUUAAUACUCGUGUCACGGCGCGUCAUGAUACCAUAGAUUAACGAACGGCGGAGAUUGACUCAGAAUCUUGGAGGAUAUCUCAAAAUUUAAGCUUAUCUUAACCGAAACACCAGCGGUAGCUUAGGAGAACUUGGAAUUCUAGAUGGAGGUGUGCGGCUAAAAAUAGAUAAUAUACCUCCACCGUUGACCCACGGUUAUUGUUGUAUUAGUUGUAUAAAUGCCCGAUUCUUGGCUAUCCUUUGUAGGUUGC